UCGCCGCUUCAGUCGCCGAAUCUUGUGCUGCUGCUGCUGAAAUAGCGACAGUGCGUGUGUGUCUGCAAAUGUGUAUGUGCGUGUGCGACAGAUAGUAAGUCACAGAGUGGCCUGUUGUAUCGCGCGAUCCCGAAGUCAGUACACAAGAGGCAACAAUAAUAAAGAAGAGAAAAGAGAAAAGCUGCACGCGGAGAAGUUAUGCGAGCGGAUGAAUAACGAGCCGAAUGUUGAAUCACGGGCGGACUGCGUUGUGUUGUUCGUCGCUCCACCGAGUGUAGUAUAGAGUGUUUAUAGCGAUAGAUACUACUGCUAUAUAUAUACAGCCAAGAUGGAUCAGGCGCCGGCAGAUAUUGAACUACGCAACAUCAUUGACAAACUGGCUCAGUUUGUCGCUAGAAAUGGACCGGAAUUUGAGCAUAUGACAAAAAAUAAACAAAAAGAUAAUCCAAAGUUUAGCUUUUUAUUUGGCGGAGAAUAUUUCAAUUAUUACCAGUAUAAAGUCACAACAGAACAAGCCAUCUUGAAACAGAAAGGAAUGAACACAAUGUCAAAUUCCGACCCACGUUCUAAUGCUAUGCAUCAAUCAUCAGUGGCACCAUCAAUGAAUAAUGUUGGAAUGCCUCACAAUAAUGGAUUGAGCAACCCAAUGCCACCAAGCUUAAUGGUACAAGGUCCACCACCAAAUAUGCCUCCACCACCUAAUAUUUCUGCUCCACUUGGGCAUAUGCCUCCACAAAAUUCUAGACCUUACGGUGCACUACAGACUGAAUUGGCUACUUUACAAACUCAGCAAAGUACUUUGCAAGAUCAAGUCAGACAAUCUGAACAAAAUCUUGCUGCGCAUCAUGCUGCUUUAAUGUCACAACAACAAGGAAAAGUAGAAGAGGCUGUCAGACAGGCUCAAGACAAUGCUUUACAAACAGUAGCUCAAAGUACAAAUACUGAUUUGCAAGCAUUUGAUACAGUGUUACAGCCAAUCAUUGAUAGUUGCACAAAGGAUAGUAUAAGUGCUGGUAAAGCAUGGAUAUUGCAGCAUUCAACUACAUUACCUAGCAAUCAAGUGAUAGCCAAACAUUUACUCAAAAGAGUAAUUCAGGAAACCACUUUUAAUCAUAAACUUCAUAUUAUUUAUCUGGUAAAUGAUGUGUUGCAUCAUUGUGCUAGAAAAAAAUCUAUGGACUUGCGUAAAGCUAUGGAGAGUGUUGUCGUACCUAUGUUUUGUAAUGCAUCAUUAGCUGCCACAGAAGAGCAAGUAACCAAAUUAAAUAAGCUCUUGAGUCUGUGGGAAUCAAAAAGUAAUUAUUUUGAGGAAGGUAUCAUUGAGAAGCUGAAGAACCCGACUGCGUCUUGGACCGAGUAUCAGAGCAAUGUAAUGUCGCAGCACGCCUCAGCCAUAACGUCAAUUACCGCGACCACGAAGCAAACCUACGACAAUUACCAGGCGCAGCAUCAGGCGUUCGUGAACCACGCGAUGAGGCAGAUUCAAACCAUAGAGCAACAGAAAAUGGCAAUCGACAAGCAGCUCAAGGCACCUCAAGCUGCAAUGAAUCCAUCCAGCGUACCGCCAGCACACACGAUGCCACCACUUUCAGGGCCUCCUCCAAACGCAGGAUCCAUGCCAGCGAGUGGCCCACCUCCACAGAUGCAACAAGCACCCGCGCCACCACGUAUAAGCCACCAUUCGGACUUACCUCCACACGAAAGACUUUCGCAUUCUGACAGACCACCUCAUGACACAGAUCAGCGAUUCGGAGGACCACCACUGCACGACACGGAUCAACGAUUCGGUGGACCACCCCCGCACGAUAAAGACGGUCGAUUUGGUGGACCUCCUCAGCACGAUAAGGACGUCGGCUACGGUGGACGUCCGCCCCACGACGAAGAUGGACCCGGAAGAUACGGUGGACCUCCUGCACACGACAAAGAGGGCUCUAGUCGUUUUGGUCCUCCGCCACACGAAAAAGAACGUACCAGUCGUUUUGGCCCUCCGUUAAUCGAUAACGACGGCAGAUACGGAGGUCCGAUGCACGAAAACGAGGAUCGUUACAGAGAUUCAAUGCCGCGCGAUAAUGACGGUCGAUACGGUGGACCACCCCGUGAAAACGAAGGCCGGUACGGCGGACCGCCGCACGAAAGCGAGGGUCGAUACGGUGGUCCACCUCCUCACGACAACGAAGGACGUUUCAACGAUGGGCCGCCCUCCCGGUACGGCGGGCCUCCGGGGUCCGAUCAUGGAAGACCACCGUACAGAGACGGCGAUAGACACUACAGUGGCCCACCGCCGCCACACGACGAAAGGAGACAUCAUUUCCUUGGAGGUCACGAACAGGGACGUCCACCGCCGCUAUUCGGGCCUCCGCAACAUGAUAUAGACGGAGCGCCCAUGUACGGCGGUGGACACCCGCAUCACGAUGGAGGCAGACCGCCGCACAUGGACGGUGGACGACCGCCUUUCAUGGACAGCGAGUGUCCGCCGCCUCUAUUCGGCGGACCGCCGUCUCACGAGCAUUCAAGGCCACCAUUCCACGAGGGUCCACCGAACGACGGCAGGCCUCCGUUCGGAGGACCGCACGAUGGUCGGCCGCCGUUCAGUGGUAUGCCACCACGGGAUGGUGACGGUCACUACGGCGGACCACCGCAUCCCCUGCACGACGGCGGGAGACCGAAGUUUGGGGGUCCGCCUCAUCACGGUGGUCAUCACGGCGGACCGCCACACGCCAGUCCUCCACCCUUCGGAAUGGACUCGGAUUAUCCGUCGCAUCGAGACUCGUCUCACGUACCUCAUCCAUCUUAUGGUGGCCCGCACGGGCCUCCGAUUAGAGGUGAGCAAUCAGAUGAUGACUUUGGUCCACCCCAUGGUCCACCACACGGACCACCAAUGGGUGGUCAUAAUCAAGGUGACGGCUUCAAUCAAUCUGCCAGCUGGAAUGCUCCUCCCCCUUCUCAGCAUGGUCAACUGCUGCCUGAUUUCUCAAAACCACCGCCAGGCUUUGGACCUCCACCGACCAUGGGCGGUGGUGGUCCUCCGGUAGUACCGCCACAGAAUCAGCCGCCACCCCUCAUGGCCCAAGAAAUCAAACUGGAAGAACUGAUGCCUACGAUGCCAUAUUUUGAUUUACCUGCCGGUCUUAUGGUGCCUCUCGUGAAGCUGGAAGAUCAUAAUUACAAGUCUCUCGAUCCAGAUGCCAUCAGACUGCCACCACCUGCGCCUCCAAGUGAUCGUCUGAUAGCUGCGGUGGAGCAGUUCUACGCGCCUCCGAAUCACGACUCACCCAGAGACAGUGAUGGCUGGGAAAAAUUAGCACUUUACGAAUACUAUCGAGCCAAGAAUAACGCGAAAAAGCGGAAGGAAGAGGAUAUCGAAGAUGGUAUACGAGAAAAAUCCAGAUCACCCACGCCAAUUACUAGGCCCCGUUCAAAAAGUCCCAGUCCACCGAAAAAACGAUACCGUAGCAAUAGUAGGACGAGAAGUCGUUCACGCUCAAGAUCAAGAGGUCGUAGCAGAUCACGUACUCCUCCUACGGUGGGAAGAGACAACUCAUCAUCCUCCAAUCAUAGACGAAGUGGAUCGAGCCGCAGCAGCCGAAGACGUAGAAGGAACAACAAAUCUGGUAGCGACUCGACAACACCUAGAGGUGAUAGAAACGACAGAAGUCCUACGCCACCUAGUUUCUUAGGUUCAACGUACAGCAACCCGAGCCAACAAAUGGGAUUGGACGAAAGCAACAAAGGGCAUCAGUUACUUCGUAAAAUGGGCUGGGGUGGCGCCGGCCUCGGUGCCAACGAGCAAGGAAUCGAGGCGCCGAUUUCCGGUGGUGACAUACGCGACCGAAGUGAUCAGUACAAAGGAGUUGGUAUAAAUCUAAACGAUCCCUAUGAAAAUUUCCGAAAGAGCAAAGGUCAAGCCUUUAUCACGAGGAUGAAAGCUAGGGCGGAAGAACGCGCGGAAGAAAGAGGAGAUCGCGAAUAAUCGCGUAGAGCCCCCAGCAUGUAAAUUGAGAAAGCCUGAAUCACCUAUUUUUGGGAGCUAAUCAGUGAUCAAGUGGAAACGAACGUGCAGUGAUUUAUGACGUAACAAAAUACAAAAUAUAUGAAUUAUUUACAAAAAAACUAAUGAAAUACCUAUCCGUGAAAUCUGUGAGGAUUUUUGUAAACGAGCGUGUAUAGAUUUUUUUUAUACUUGACUAUACUUAAAUAUGUAAAGACUAAGUGAGAAUGGGAAAAAAUAUGACUGUUGUUUUUUAAACGUUAAGAUCUCGACGUGCCGUACAAAAAAAGAAAUGAAAAUGUUUCGCGAUUUGUACAAAUUCCGGGAAAAAAACUAGAAUUAUUAUUUAUUCUAAUUGAAAACUUUAUUUUCAUCAAUUCAAAUGUAAUACAUUUUUUCUUUGAUUUGUAAAUUUUGAUUUUUGCAUCGAUCAAGCAAAUGAUGCUACAAGCGUAAUCUUCCAUAUAAUACCUUUGACGUGUUAUGUGUUUUUUUCUUUUCGAGAAAUGAUUUAUUAAAAGUAUAAUUAUCUUUUAAUAAUUUAGAUAACUCGACAGCUCGAUUGUUUCUGAGAACUAUUUUGUUUUUGCACUAAUACGUUUAGGCAUUCAUCUUGCUUGAUGGACAACUUCGAGAACUUUUUUGUUAAAGUUCAAUAUUAAAAAAAAAAAAAAAAAAACAAGACAAACGUGUGUUUAUAUAAGUCGUAUGAAUAUAUAAGUUAUUGCGCCGUGAAUUUAAUGUAUUUAGACCCAUCGAAGAGUGAUUAAAGAAAAAACAAAUUGUAAAUUUCAAAUACAAUAGCUUGACAUUUUUACGAAGCCAAAUGAUAAAGUAAUUCUAAUUGUCGUAUAGGAUCUGCCUGCUAUGAGAUUAAAAAUUAUUCAGAGGAUCGAAAGACUAAAUAUACUGUAUAAUAUUUUAUGAAUGUAAAGUUGUGCUUUUGGAGAUUAUGGAUGGAGGAAUUUUCAAAAAAAAAAAAAAA
This is a messenger RNA of Trichogramma pretiosum, 4973 nucleotides long. It is a transcript of the gene scaf6, whose product is annotated as calcium homeostasis endoplasmic reticulum protein. Gene Ontology annotation, molecular function: RNA binding. Gene Ontology annotation, cellular component: perinuclear region of cytoplasm. Bases 329 to 3970 code for a protein of 1213 amino acids. Gene Ontology annotation, biological process: RNA processing; intracellular calcium ion homeostasis. The transcript has 9 exons. Lineage: Eukaryota; Metazoa; Arthropoda; Insecta; Hymenoptera; Trichogrammatidae. The record is from RefSeq and is a predicted model, not a curated record.